CAGUUAAAUUGUCUAUUUAUUGAGUAACAAUUUUUACGUGAAAUUCCUCUAUAUUUGUUAAAUGAGCAAUUCCUUUCGUAAUUAUUGUUCUUAAAAUUAUUAUCUUAGAUUUUUAAGACUUAAUGUAUUUAAUUUAUUUUUAAGCAUUGUCGUACUUGAUUUAUUAAUUUAAUUUUUAAGGCAUAACAAAUAUGGCUAAAACAGGUUAUAGAGAUUAUGAAAGCGACAAAGCUAAAUUCAUUGACUUUCUACAAAAUUAUCAAGCUUUAGAUAAAGACAAUCAAAAAUAUGCCAAAUAUGCAGUACAAUUGACUAAACUUGCUCAUCGAGAACAAGUACCUUUGUUCAUAGAGUUAGAUGAUCUAGAUCAUUUUGAUUCUUCAUUGGCUGAAGCUGUAGCUGCUAAUUCUCGUAGAUAUUCUACUAUGGUUGGUGAUAUUGUGCAAGAAUUGUUGCCAUCAUACAAAGAUCAUGAACCAGAAAACAAGGACGCACUAGAUGUUUAUAUAGAGCAUAGAAUUUUGGCUCAGCAAAGACAGAGAAUGAGACAACCUGAUGAAAAUUCUACUACAACAAGCAGAUAUCCUCCUGAAUUAAUGCGUAGAUUCGAAAUAUAUUUCAAAGAUCUAAGCACUAAGAAGGAACAACCUAUUCGGGAUAUAAAAGCUAGUAGUAUUGGUAAAUUGAUAUCAGUACGGGGUAUUGUAAUGAGAAGCACAGAAGUAAAACCUAUGAUAGUUGUUGCUACCUAUUCUUGCGAUUUAUGUGGAGGAGAAACAUACCAACCAAUAAAUUCACUAUCAUUCAAACCCUUAGAAUUUUGUCCUAGCCCUGAAUGUUCUACAACAAAACCAGGUAGUCGUUUAUACUUACAAACUAGAGGAUCCAAAUUUAUAAAGUUUCAAGAAUUUAAAAUACAAGAACUGAGUGAUCAAGUACCAGUUGGUCAUAUACCUAGAUCAUUAACUGUUAUUUGCCGAGGUGAAACAACACGUAAAGCAGUUCCUGGUGAUCAUGUUUCAAUAACUGGUAUAUUUCUACCACUUGUAAGAACUGGCUUUAGACAAAUUCAACAAGGACUUCUCUCAGAUACUUAUCUCGAAGCACAUAAUAUUGAAUGUUUAAACAAAUUAAAUGAUGAGAAAUUAGGAGAAGGAGAGUUGACUGAAGAAGAAGUGUUAGAAUUAGCAGGAGAAGAUUUUUACACUAAAUUAGCUGCAAGUUUAGCACCAGAAAUAUAUGGGCAUGAAGAUGUUAAAAAAGCUCUGCUUUUACUUUUGGUAGGCGGUGUUGAUAGAGCUCCUGAAGGAAUGAAAAUUAGAGGUAGUAUUAACAUUUGCUUAAUGGGAGAUCCUGGAGUUGCUAAAUCACAAUUAUUGUCAUAUAUUGAACGUCUUGCAAGGCGAAGCCAAUAUACCACUGGUCGAGGUUCUUCUGGUGUUGGUCUUACAGCUGCAGUUAUGAGAGAUCCAUUAACCAAUGAGAUGGUCUUAGAAGGUGGCGCUUUAGUAUUAGCUGAUCAAGGUGUUUGUUGUAUUGACGAGUUUGAUAAAAUGGCUGAAUCUGAUCGUACAGCAAUUCAUGAAGUGAUGGAACAGCAAACUAUUUCUAUUGCUAAAGCAGGAAUUAUGACUCGUUUGAAUGCACGCGUAAGUAUUUUAGCAGCAGCAAAUCCAGCAUAUGGAAGAUAUGAUCCUAAACGUUCUAUUGAGGCAAAUAUUCAACUUCCAGCUGCACUCCUUUCUCGUUUUGACUUAUUGUGGUUAAUACAGGACAAACCAAAUCGAGAAAAUGAUCUUAAGCUAGCUCAACAUAUAACUUAUGUUCACAAGCACAGUCGUCAACCACCAACUGAAGUACAAGCAUUAGAUAUGAGUCUUAUGCGUCGUUAUAUUGAUUUGUGUAAAAAGAAAUCUCCAACUGUACCAAUAGAACUAACUGAUUUCCUUGUAGAAUCUUAUGUUGACUUACGUAAAGAUUCACGUAACAAUGGGGACACCACAUUCACUUCUGCAAGAAAUCUUUUAGCUAUUCUUAGAAUAUCAACAGCAUUAGCAAAACUUAGACUUUCAGAUUUAGUAGAAAAAGAAGAUGUUGUAGAAGCUAUGAGAUUAUUAGAAAUGUCUAAAAUAUCCUUAAUGCAGGUUGAUGAAAGAACUGGCAGACCUCAAACAGUAGUCGACCGUGUUUUCAAUGUGAUUAGAGAAUUGGCUGGAGGCCGCACUGUUGUGAAAAUGAGUGAUAUUAAGGAUUACUGCACAAGUAAAGGGUUUAAUGUUUCUCAAGUUGAUGAUUGUAUUGAAGAAUAUGAAAUGUUAAAUGUAUGGCAAGUGAACCAAGCAAAAACUACUAUUACUUUUAUGUAAUUUUUUUUUUUAUAUUUUUGUUUAUUAAAUUAAGACAUUUAUAUGAAAAAUUAAUUU
Molecule: messenger RNA, 2423 nt
Organism: Daktulosphaira vitifoliae (grape phylloxera)
Lineage: Eukaryota; Metazoa; Arthropoda; Insecta; Hemiptera; Phylloxeridae
Gene: Mcm7
Product: DNA replication licensing factor Mcm7
Exons: 12
Coding region: 192-2366 (724 amino acids)
Biological process (GO): DNA replication; DNA strand elongation involved in DNA replication; double-strand break repair via break-induced replication
Cellular component (GO): nucleus; MCM complex
Molecular function (GO): single-stranded DNA binding; single-stranded DNA helicase activity; ATP binding
Source: RefSeq, a predicted model, not a curated record